Plutella xylostella (diamondback moth) is the source of this 3106-nucleotide messenger RNA. RefSeq lists its product as uncharacterized. The record is from RefSeq and is a predicted model, not a curated record. Lineage: Eukaryota; Metazoa; Arthropoda; Insecta; Lepidoptera; Plutellidae.
AAAGGGAAAUAAUGUACCUUGCGAUGAUCCUAGCGAGGGUAAUUCUGAACUAAGAGGAGUGCUUGUUACAGUCUGCAAUAUAAAGUUUGGACCUGGACAGUAAAAAAUUCCAAUAAUUAAAAUUAUAAACAUAACAGCUAUUGGCAAAAGGGGCCAUUUUAUAAUAGUCACCCAUAAAUGUACUCUACAUUCAUCUAGAGUGCCGUGCAUUGGGUAAGUACUCGUACAUAUUUCACAAUAUUCGUUUUUUUAUUAUACCAGUUAUUGUCAAUUUAGUACGCAUUAUUAUGUUUGCAAAAUUUCAUGUUUUAUUUAUGUUUUUACCUGGUAUUUUAUGUUUCCAUUCAAAUUAUUGUGAUGUGUGUCCGAAACAUGUCCUUUGUAAAUAUAAUUCCUCAGGUCCAGGCCCGUCCUGCCGCGGGUACGACGGGGGCGCGCUGCUGACGCGAGCCGAGGUCCGCGCGGUGCUGGAGCGGGUCAACCGGCGGCGCGGGCAGGUGGCGCGGGGCGGGGCUCCGGGACUGCCCACUGCUGCUAAUAUGAAUACUGUCAGUUGGUCCAAAGAGUUGGCGGUUUUGGCCCAACGUUGGGCGGACCAGUGCGACCCGCACACUCGCCCGGACCGCACCGACGACUGCCGAGAUCUACCGGGGCUGAAGGUCGGUCAGAGCGUGGCGUCCGUAGCCGGCGCCUCCGCGGGGCUGCGGGUGGGAGCCCUCGUCGACACCUGGUUCACGCAGGCGCUGGAAUACUCUGGAAGUGUCUCCUACUAUGACAGUUUCCAGGAUCGUCAUACGGAAUAUUUUACUCAACUUAUUUGGGCAGACACAUAUGCAGUUGGCUGCGGCAAAGUCAAGUUUCACAGCUCAAACGGGAAAAGCGUUAUAACAAGAUUAGUGUGCAACUUUGCGCCGUCCGGGAACGCUCACGGCAAGCCGGUUUACCUGAUCGGCUUCCCGGCCACGCAAUGUGCUGAGGGCAGCUCGCCGGACGCCCGGCACCAAGGCCUGUGCUCCCGGCCCGCGGCACCGGAACGGAAACCGUAUGGAGCUCCAAAGAGUACGCUGCCAAUGUUUGUACCCAUUAAAACAAAGUCAACGACAGUUAGCAGUCUUCUGAGAAUUUUGAACUUAUACAACAAAUCGGAUUUGGCAGAAAUGGACUCUUCUACGUCCAAUAUAAAAUUGCAGACAUCGAAAUUUUAUCCGAAUAACCAGAAAGGCAUCGAUAAACUGCAAAAUAUGUUGAACAAAACCAGGAUUGGGAACAAAUUCCUCCUCCAUUCCGAUAAUGUAAAAAACUUAUCUCGCAGACAAAUGUACCGCGACCACGAAGAUAUGAGAGGUCACUCUCACGUGCACCACGACCCCGGGCAUGUCCUGGAGGAGCCGUCCACGUCAUCAGACAACUUCAAAGGAUUUCAGAGAGAGAGAGAAAAAUGCUCUCGGAGGCCAGCUGGUGGUGCAAAUGCAGAAUGUGAAACUAACAGAUGUACGAGAACUGAUGAAAAAAUUUACUGCUGUAGUGAGACUAGUGGGUCAUCACCAUUGUUUGAUCGACUUGCAGCUAACAAGCCUCAGUACGCCAACCAGCAGGACCAGUGUUCGUGUUUCGCGGUACCCCUCGCACCCCCUUUGUGUCCUCCGCCGGCACCACCAAACUGUAAUAAUUGCCCGUGCGUCGUGCAACAUCAAUGCAGUACUAGCAUACAAUGUAAAAAUUGUAGAGACAAAAGUUAUGAAACGAAACCAAAUAAAAUGCCUCCAGAUUUGCAUUACAUUGAUCUUAUCCCAAAAAUAUCACAUUUACGAAACGGAGAUGAGUCGUUAGAAAAAGAUUUCAAAUAUACGGAUGAUUAUUUUCUGACUACAAAUCCAAAUUAUCAAAGUACGGAAAAUAGCCAGCAUACUAUCAAGAAUAUUAAUCCACUCAAGAUCAAAUUGCAUAACAAUGAUCGAACAGAACCUGACCGAGAAUACCCCUACGAUAUGUUAUAUUUAAAUCACCGAAAUAAUAGAGAAAUUGUAGAUGAGGUAACAACAAGUAAACCAUUUUGGCAGAUGGCUGAAUAUGAUAAUUAUGAUAAUACAAAACCAGUUCAGCUUAAAGCUUUGAGGUACACUACACUUAGAGAUCCAAGGAACAGAUAUGCUAAAAACACACAAAUGAUCCGAGCAACAGAACCAAUAACCAUUGUCCGCACGAACUUGUCUGAAGAUAGUCAAAAGCACCCGGCCAGAGAAAAAUUGUUAUCAUUUGACGAAUUGAUAAACUUAAGAAAGAAUACUAGCCCUAAAUUACACUUCUUUGCUCGACGGAAAGGUGAAGAUACUACGCCUACCACUGCUACUACUACGACACCAACAACAACUAUAAGUAAACCGACCUUCCCUCGAAUAAAGUACUGCACUCGAAAAUUAACCUGUACCUGGACAGUGAAUACCAAGGACAUAGGAGGAGGGGCCAAGCCGGGCGGGGGCGCGGGCGGGGGCGCGGGGAAGCCACGACACACUGUUCCUGGUUUCGUAGAAGGAUGCAGUCGGACAUCAACAUGCACCCGAGAGUUCAUGGACAAAAACAUUGGAUUCGGUAAAGAUUACGAUGUACCUAAUGACGAUGAAGAGGAAGGAUCUGGUGAUGAAGAAUAUUGUGAACGAAGAUCACUUGACGUUCGAAGACGGGAGUCAGUCAAAAAGAAAAGUGUUUAUUCACAAGUCCAAAAUGAUGAUGAAGUUGAAUCGACGUCAUUCCACUCUACUAAUUUAAUUGAACCAGAUUAUACAGCCUUAUCUACAGAAACUACGAGUACAAGUGCAAAUGAUGGUGACUGCUUAUGUGACGCAUAUAAUAAAAAAUCUAAAAGGAAUGCGAUGUAUCAGAGGCAUGAGCGUACCACUGCCCAGAAAAUAAAUACAUAUUUGACAUAUGAAAAUAUGUAUUACUCCGUUCUGGAAAAAAUCUUGAACAUGUAUAAAACAAAGGAAAAAUUUAACAAGAACUGUUGGUGUCACAACUCCGUUAAUAGUAGUUUUAAAAUAACUUAUUUAUUUUUCGUUGUUGUCAUGAAUUUUAUUUGUACAAUAAUAAUAUAAUAUUUCAAAUCAAA